Messenger RNA from Aureobasidium melanogenum CBS 110374, 1113 nucleotides. RefSeq lists its product as uncharacterized. The coding region runs from base 1 to 1113 and encodes 370 amino acids. The record is from RefSeq and is a predicted model, not a curated record. NCBI's taxonomy places the organism in Eukaryota, Fungi, Ascomycota, Dothideomycetes, Dothideales, Saccotheciaceae. The transcript has 5 exons.
AUGUCGAACUUCGAUCCCAAUGCCAUCCUUCGUGGUGCGCAGCUCACCGUCGUCGGUGCCUACCGAGCAUUACAGAAUCCGAAACUCUUCACCUCCGAGCAUUAUAGACAAGCUGCUCUAGCCGUUGCAGCUGGUAUCGCCAUUCGUAUCCUCGUCGCCAUUCCUGCCCUUGGCGUUCGUGUACUUAUUGCUUUCCUUGGUCUCUUCACAGACCUCAAGAGCUCGGGAUGGGAUGAUGAAAUCAUGGAUGGCGUCGAAUUCUUGGAGCAUUCGGUGCUACAGCUGCCCUUCUUCCUCAUGAGUUUCAUGAGAUACAUUAGUCCCUCUCUGGACAACAUGUUCAUGGAAUCGCUCAGAUGGGUCGACGAGACGUAUGUCCAGAAGCACAAGGGUGAAGACCCCAAACAGCUCCGCGCCAUGUACUAUCCCAACAUGCGUCAAUACACCCACCACGGUCCUGCUCCCGCUGCAGGAGAAAAGCCCUCGCAAAAUGCACCUAAGCAAGCCGCCAUCAAGUUCUUGAUGCGAUACGGGCGCAAGGCUGGAAUCUCGUUAGCCGUCUACCUGCUCUCGCUGGUGCCAUACGUUGGUCGCUUCGUCCUACCCGCUGCAUCCUUCUACACCUUCAACAAGCAGGUUGGUCUGCAACCCGCUAUUCUCAUCUUUGGCAGCUCCAUCUUCCUGCCUAAGAGGUACCUGGUUCAGUUCCUCCAGAGCUACUUUGCUUCUAGAAGCUUGAUGAGAGAAUUGCUCGAGCCUUACUUCUCGCGUGUCCGAUUCACACCUCAACAGAAGAAGAUCUGGUUCCACGACCGCGAGGGUGUUCUCUUUGGAUUCGGCGUUGGCUUCUUCGUCUUCCUCAAAAUUCCUUUGCUCGGUGUGCUCAUCUACGGCAUUGCCGAAGCUUCAACUGCAUUCUUGAUUACCAAGGUCACUGACCCACCGCCGCAACCCGAAGAGUGGAAUAACUUUGCUGAGACACAGGCUCAUUGGCGCAACAAGCAUGAGUUCUUGAAGCUUCCUCUGGACAAGCUGGAUGCGUUGAACAUCACUACGACCAAGGAAGGCGAGAAGCCGGACACGACGACCAUCAAAGGCCGCCAAUUCACCUAG